Molecule: messenger RNA, 2425 nt
Organism: Spodoptera frugiperda (fall armyworm)
Lineage: Eukaryota; Metazoa; Arthropoda; Insecta; Lepidoptera; Noctuidae
Gene: KdelR
Product: ER lumen protein-retaining receptor
Exons: 5
Coding region: 79-717 (212 amino acids)
Biological process (GO): endoplasmic reticulum to Golgi vesicle-mediated transport; protein retention in ER lumen
Cellular component (GO): membrane; endoplasmic reticulum; cis-Golgi network
Molecular function (GO): ER lumen protein retrieval receptor activity
Source: RefSeq, a predicted model, not a curated record
CAUGUCAAUCAGCCACGUCAUUUUUGCUUGAAUGAUAGAGUGUACGCGGCGUAACUGAGAUAAGCAUUUCUGUAAAAAAUGAAUAUUUUCCGUUUACUUGGUGAUUUAUCCCAUCUUCUAGCUAUCAUAAUAUUACUACUUAAAAUAUGGAAAACCAGAUCAUGUGCGGGCAUUUCAGGAAAGUCGCAGAUACUUUUCUCUGUUGUAUACACGGCGCGUUACUUGGAUCUGCUUACCAAUUACAUCUCGGCAUAUAAUACGUUUAUGAAGAUGGUGUUCAUUAUGGCCUCAUACGCGACUGUUUACCUGAUGUAUGUCAAGUUCAAAGCGACGUAUGAUCACAACCACGACACUUUUAGGAUCGAGUUCUUACUGAUACCUACAUUGGUUCUGGCUUUGUUGAUAAACCAUGAAUUCACAGUAAUGGAGGUACUAUGGACGUUCUCAAUUUACUUGGAGUCUGUAGCUAUUUUACCACAAUUGUUCCUGGUGUCGAAGACUGGAGAGGCUGAAAGUAUUACAUCCCACUACCUAUUUGCUCUUGGAUCAUACAGAGCUCUCUACCUCUUGAACUGGGUGUACCGUUAUGUUGUGGAGGAUCACUAUGAACUCAUCGCAAUCAUCUCCGGAGUCGUGCAAACUGUGCUGUACUGUGAUUUCUUCUAUCUUUACAUUACAAAAGUAUUGAAAGGAAAGAAACUGCAGUUGCCGGCCUAAGCCUGAAAGCAAGAGGAUUGCAUUAAAUCAAUCUGACAGUUACGUCUGUGAAUAUAUCUGUGUGAGCCAAUAAAUUACCUAAGAUCUAGUUGUACAAACAUUACCCGUAUUGUACUGUUGUGAAAAUGUUGAUUUACUAAUGGCAAUUAUGUGUGAUUGUGUAUCUUCAUUAACUUGUACAGCCACAAGCAAUAAUAAAUGGUAUUUUGCAUUAAAACCAGUCUUAAUCGUGUCUACUUAGUGCUAUCAAAAACACAGUACUUUAUUGGCUACUGUACAUAAUUUCACAUUAUCUACAACUCUAUUCACUACCAUGUAUUAAUUAAAAUGAAUUCAUCACACAAAUAGAUUGUAGCAAUCUUAAAAAAGCAAUAAUUUUAUUUGGCUUCCUAUUACUUAAUAAAAUAUGUGAGUGUGGUGAUUCAACUACAUCUUUAAACUUAGGCUAAAAUUUUAAUAUGCAUUCCUGUAACAAAAGUAGUCUAUCUGACAACUAAUUUAAGAAUUUGGAGAUAAACUAAAUUAAGUAAUUACAUGACUAGAGGCUUUAAUUUUCUCAUUUGUAUUGUUUCAAUCAUUGCUUUAAUUCAGGUUUCUCAUAAAUUAAGAAGAAAAAUAAUAAAUACAAGUAAAAUGUAUGUCUGUGCUGUUAAUGUUAGAGUACUACUGGAUAGUUUGAGGGAUUCAAAGUUUGUAUGAUAGGUAUAUUUAAAUAGUAGAAUACAUUUAAUAUAUUGGCAUAAACCACUUUUUAUUGUUCGUGACUGUACUUAAUUUUAACUGCAGUUAACCUAUCUAGUUAUUGACAAUAUUUUCAGUGCAAUUUAAUUUUUAAUAGCCACCUAUUGUGACGCAAAUUGUUAAAUACCCUUUAACAAUGUAUUGUCGAGGAUAUGAUUUUGUAUCUUACCCUUAGAUUAUAUGAACUUUGAUUAUAAUAUUGUAUUUGUCAUUUCUUCCCAUUAGGUAAGAUUUUCGACAUUUUGAAUACUAGGCAAUGCUUAAUUGAUAAGGUUUUAAACUAACUUCUAUAGUUCGUGUUUGCCAAUAGUUUUAUACAUUCUACGGUGUAUGUAUCUGUCCCGCACUAUCGCAAAUUAUUUUGAUGAGUUAACUGAAACCAAAAUUAGUAUUACAUGGACUUGUGUGCAGUUUGUCAUGUCAAAGUAUUCUACGCAUGGCAUUUCAAUGUAUGGGACGUCAAUUAUACCAUGUAUUAAACACUCCUUCCAUACAUUGUCACACAACUUAUUAAAUAAAUAUGUAUUUAAGUGUACAACAUUGUUUAUUUUUCUCCAUUUGGAUAUGAGAACAAGAAAGAAGGCAUGCAUGCCAUAUGCCGCUUAAUAUAUUUUUCAUUGUUACAUUAUAUCUUAUUAUUUUUUAUAAAUUGUAUUAUAAUUUUCUUCUAUUUUCAUUUUGCCUAUUAACUGUCAAAUUAAAGAUCUGCAUUUCAUAUGCGACUUUAAUCCAACUCCUAUGUAGUUCUAUUUAUAAAUUACUUAAUAUUGUAGCUCUAUUUCCUAUUACAUAUGCGAUAUUAUUCUGCACACUAAAUGAUUAGUGUUCACAUCCAGUCAUAAUUAAACGUAACGAAAUUUAAUACAGAUUUAGAUCAAACAUUGCGUUUUUAUACAGUUUAGUAUUAAGACCCUAUUGUAAUGUCUUGCUAUAUAAGAAUUAUGAAUAAAUGAAAUUUGGAAGUGAA